Siniperca chuatsi (mandarin fish) is the source of this 3758-nucleotide messenger RNA. It is a transcript of the gene crfb1, whose product is annotated as cytokine receptor family member b1. The transcript has 9 exons. The coding region runs from base 770 to 2170 and encodes 466 amino acids. The record is from RefSeq and is a predicted model, not a curated record. Gene Ontology annotation, molecular function: protein binding. NCBI's taxonomy places the organism in Eukaryota, Metazoa, Chordata, Actinopteri, Centrarchiformes, Sinipercidae.
GAAGUAGCGGUGCCUGAGCCUGGCUGAGAGAGUGGCCAGAGUUGCCCGCAGUCACUGUUUACAGCGCGAGCAAACGUCUCCAACUGCGGGCUGCUGGUCCAUCAUUUCGCUUUUGCUUGUCGGACAUUGAAACUACUAUCACAAGCGGUGUGUUGGAAACCAACCGUUAAUAUGAGCAACAAGCAUUCAACUUCGCCAGAAAAGCGCUGAUCUCUGUGCUGUAGUAGCAAUGCGGUGUACUGAGGGCGAGGCAGACACGCUAACGUUACCUGGAGCUUUAUGAGAAAGAGGAUGCACUGUUUGCCUCUGGUUCUUUAUCUAAUUUUGCUGCUUGAUUCUGGUGAGUAAACCAAGUUCACUCAGAGUAAUUGAUUCAAUUUUACUGAAAGUUUUAAUUUGUUGAAUACCUCAGAUACCAUUCUCCUCAACACACUCACAUGACGUUACUGUUAUCAAAGCUAAAGCGUCAUCAAAGUGCCCUGUCAGGUGUGUCUCUGUACCUUGUGCUUUCUUUGUAGCCUGAGUCAGACUGCAUCACGUCUUAACUUGUUCACUCAGUGCUCAGUUCCCUUCCUGCUCCGGUCAAUGUUUCUGUCAACUCUGUCAACUUCCACCAUGUCCUGCGUUGGGAUCCUGGGCCCGGCACCCCUCCGGGAACACAGUACAAGAUCUUCAGCAGGAGAAAAUCAUCAGACUGUGUUCUCACUCGAUCUCCAGUGUUUCCCAGGGCUGGGUGUCAAACCUCAACAAUUUUGGUGCUGACAGGGCCAUGAUAUACGGGGGGAAACCGAAACUACUAAACGUAACGAAGACAUCAUCAAUUAAGGUGAAGCUUGACAACAACAUUAAGUAUUACCUGACUGUCAAGGCGUCCUACAACCAAACCCUGUCUCCAGAGUCCUCCAAAGUCAUCUUCACACCUUUCAAAGACACCAAAAUAGGUUCUCCAAAACUCUCACUGGCUGGAUGCGGCAAAUGCAUUCAAAUCAACAUUUCACUGCCUGAGGCUGACAGGAGCUCAAGAAUCGAUGAUAUCCAGAAAUUCUACAAUGCUCAUUUCAAAGUCUCGUGGAAGAAACGUGAAGAAGCAGUUGUAUCCUGCGAAACACAAAACAAGAGUUAUACUCUUAACAACUUAGAGGAUGGUAUGGAGUACUGUGUGCAGGUGCACACAAAGAUUUAUCUGAACAAAAACACUGAGCCAUCCACUUGGAAUUGCAUCUUCACUAGCAUUGUGGAACCUAGCAGAGGCCCUCAUGUUUUAGGUGCAGUUGCUGCUCUUCUGUUUUUAAUUGUCAGCGUCCUGAUGACCACCGUGUUCUGCCUCUACUACACUGGAUUCCUUUGUAAACUGAUGUCAACUCUGCCCAGAUCCCUAACUGUGUCUCUGAGCCAAGGCUACACCCUGACACCAGAAAGGACAAUCCAUGACCAGAUUUCCAUUAGCUCAGAGAUGGAGAAACAGAGGACGCACAACAAUCCCACAACGCCACAACCUGCCACCAGGGGCGCUAACUCGGAUGAGGAGGAUGAAGAGGAGGAAGAGGAAGGGACAAACAUCUACAUGGACAGAGACGCAGAGCUUUCUUCAGGUUCCUGCUGGGACUCCGGUGGUGUGUCUAGGAACAGCACGGCGGGUGCGUCUGGGGGUUUGACAGUGGAGGCAGAGGUACCGGACACAAAGUUUGAGGUUGAGGUCACACAUGGGGGGCUUGAUCGAGAUGAGGCCAAUGCUGAAGGAGCAGAGGUUUCUUUCAUGCCUGAGGGGGGUCAAUCUGGAGUCCAGAGACAUGUCAUAGAUGAGGAGGAGAAGGAAGAGGUUUGUGACAGCUCAGGCAAUGUCGAUCUGUUCUCAGUCACCGUCGCGGCACUGGCUGUAUGUGACGAAGAGGAGAAGGAAGGGCAGAAUACAAGAGACUCUCUCACAGAACUGUCCAAUCUGGAGCCUCUACUGCCCACAGACUCAAAACAGACUCUGAGCCACACAGACUCACAAACUGAGUCAGAUGAUCAGAUGCUACCUACACAAGAAGACUUUACUGCGAUGACUGGUAUUACUGGGUAUGAAGGCAGACGGACAGACACUUUGUCUGGCCUCAAAACUUGUGAUGUUGAGACACAGGAGGAGGAGGAGGAGGAGGAAUUCUCCGGAUAUAUAGGACACACAUGAUGUUGCUCUGACAUGUUAUUUUAUGUGUAUGAGUAUCAUUGAAUUUUUAUUGAACUGAAAUAUUUAAAAGUAGUUAGGGAGGUUGUUGUUUCUACUGGUCUAUUUCCCUGUUCUUAAGGAAAGGCAAGGCCACAACACAUUUCCCCUGCAGCUACAAGCCCAUUGUAGCCACAUGCAUUUAGAAAGUUUUUGUUCAGUUCAAUCUUAUUUAUAUAGCACCAAUUCAUAACAGAAGUUAUCUCAUUGCACUUUUCCUAUAGAGCAGCUCUAGACCAAACUCUUUAUAAUAUUAUUUACAGAGACCCAACAAAUCCCACCAUGAGCAAGCACUUGGCUCAGUUAUUUACAAAGAAACUGUAUUUCAAGACCAGUACAUUUUUGACCAAAUAUGCCAGUACAGCGCCAGAAAAGUUAAUAAGUAAGUAAAUGUUUAUCUGCAUCAACUUAUUUUUGGUACACAUUUCCAAGACAAGAAAGAUCAAAGAGUCAACAAACAGCAUUUUGAAAAUGUGUGAAAAAAUUCUGAGAUGCCUCAAUAUUAAUCUUUGGCUGUAUUCACUUACAAGUCCUGACUGUAGGUGACGAGCCCACGGCUCUUGCUAAUCUUCAGUCCUCAUUGUUUUGUUUACUUCUGCAAGUUGCCCUGACUGACAGCAUGCUAUAUUUGCAUGCCCAUUUACCUAAUAUGAAGUAAAACCAGCAAGAUCAUGCCACAUUUAUGUCAUAUUGGACUUGUUGGAAUGACACAAUACCAGGACACUGAAACUGAAGCAGAUAAAUGGAAUUCAGCCAUUAUUUUAUUAUUUACAUGUGUGUUUUUGUUCCGGUAAAAAGGCUUGCGUUAAAUCCCUCAUCAACUCAACUCUGCAAUCAUACAACCAUCUCAAGUUGUCCUAUGGCGUGAAUGCUCACAAGUCCUACAAAUGGGAAUUGUUCCCAUCUCUACCGUCCAUCCCAUAUGAUGUGAAUGUGCCCCUCCUUUGGGCAUUUGCCAAAGACAUUGUUGGAAAUGAAGGAAAUCUGGAGCUGUUGCACAAUUCUAUACUUCACAUUAGGUGUAAGCUGGUUUUGAGUACGUAAUGUGUUCACUCUCGAAAGGAGACCAUAUGAAGUCAGUAGUCAUACUCAAAAACUCUUGAUUUUUGUGUGAUGUUGAUGUACGCCAUCGUCCCACAAUGCAAUGCACACCAGUGGAAAUGGAGACACUAUUCACAGGUGGAAAAAUUCUAUUCCAAAGUCACAGUAUGACAUUACUGUUUAAUGUCCUGUUAGUACAAAACAGUAAAGUAUGUUGAAGUUUGUGUAUACUAACGACAUAAACAGCAAAAUGUGAUUAGUGUAAAAAUUCUUCCAUUUUAUGUUUGCCAGCUUUAUUUUACCUAAUGUCUUAGAGUGGAUGGGAAUGAUUAAACGUCUUUUUACCGUAAGUGUUGCAGUAUAGGGGCAUUUGUGGGGAUACAGUGAUUUGUGGCCUAAAAAGAAUGUGGGACAGGGGUGUAAAGUGUGGGGGGCAAGUCAUUCUAGAUACUGUUGGCAGUGCCGUGCCCAAAACUACAGCUGAUGACAAUAAAACCUUUCUGGAAGUGCA